This is a messenger RNA of Etheostoma cragini (Arkansas darter), 1460 nucleotides long. It is a transcript of the gene cdk9, whose product is annotated as cyclin-dependent kinase 9 (CDC2-related kinase). Gene Ontology annotation, cellular component: nucleus. Gene Ontology annotation, biological process: protein phosphorylation. NCBI's taxonomy places the organism in Eukaryota, Metazoa, Chordata, Actinopteri, Perciformes, Percidae. The coding region runs from base 88 to 1269 and encodes 393 amino acids. The record is from RefSeq and is a predicted model, not a curated record. Gene Ontology annotation, molecular function: cyclin-dependent protein serine/threonine kinase activity; ATP binding. The transcript has 8 exons.
GCUAGAGGCACACAUGUCCCGCAAGUCAUCUGGUCUACCGGAAUAAAACGAACGAAGAAGAAGGCUUGCAGACCGAACGGCACAGGGAUGCAGCGAGACAAAACAAGCAACGCCGGUGGGGCUGAAAAGCCCGACCGGGAGGCCGCCAUAAUGUCGAAAUACUACGAUGGAGUUGAAUUUCCUUUCUGUGACGAGUUCUCCAAAUAUGAAAAAAUGGCAAAAAUUGGGCAAGGAACCUUUGGGGAGGUGUUCAAAGCAAAGCACAGACAGACCGGGAAGAAGGUCGCACUGAAGAAAGUUUUGAUGGAAAAUGAGAAAGAAGGGUUCCCAAUCACAGCUCUGAGAGAGAUCAAGAUCCUACAGCUACUCAAACAUGAAAAUGUGGUCAAUCUGAUCGAGAUCUGCAGAACCAAAGCUACUCAGUUCAACAGAUACAAAGGCAGCAUCUACCUGGUGUUUGACUUCUGUGAGCAUGACCUGGCUGGGCUGCUUAGCAAUGCCAAUGUGAAGUUCACCCUGGCAGAGAUCAAGAAGGUCAUGCAGAUGCUGCUCAAUGGCUUGUACUACAUCCACAGAAACAAGAUCCUUCACAGAGAUAUGAAGGCAGCCAACGUGCUCAUCACUAGAGACGGUGUCCUGAAGCUGGCUGACUUUGGUCUGGCUCGAGCCUUUAGCCUGGCUAAAAACAGCCAGGGGAACCGCUACACUAACCGUGUGGUCACACUGUGGUACAGACCUCCAGAGCUGCUGCUAGGUGAGCGGGACUACGGCCCCCCCAUUGACCUGUGGGGAGCAGGCUGCAUAAUGGCAGAGAUGUGGACAAGAAGUCCCAUAAUGCAAGGCAACACGGAGCAGCAUCAGCUCACUCUCAUCAGCCAGCUGUGUGGCUCCAUCACUGCCGAGGUGUGGCCUGGCGUGGAUAAGAAGUAUGAGCUUUACCAGAAAAUGGAGCUACCCAAAGGCCAAAAGAGGAAAGUAAAGGAUCGUCUUAAAGCCUAUGUCAAAGACCCGUACGCCCUCGAUCUGAUAGAUAAACUCUUGGUCCUGGACCCAGCACAGCGCAUUGACAGCGACGACGCGCUCAACCACGACUUCUUCUGGUCCGACCCCAUGCCGUCAGACCUGAAGAACAUGCUCUCCACUCACAACACCUCCAUGUUUGAAUAUCUGGCCCCGCCCAGACGGAGAGGCCACAUGCCGCAGCAGCCGCCCAAUCAGAACAGAAACCCAGCCACUACCAGUCAGACUGAGUUUGAUCGAGUGUUUUAGUGGUUCGAGAAGUUUAUGGACAUGUUUGCCUAGUUGGACUUUUUUAUUUAGCCAGCCAACCUGUCUUAUAUUGAGGAAAGCUACACAUCCCUUUUUUGGUUAAUGUUUGGCAGACAUUACCUGGAGGUCUAUACAGUUUCUUCUCUGAGUUUAUGGCAGGGGAAACACGUUGUUUGGGUUGAUCAGGGACA